AUGGCUUCCACGACCAACACCAUGUCCUCUCUUGCCCUGGUCCUCGCGUUGCUGCUCUCGAGCGGUGGCAUCGGCGGCGCGGCGCGGCAGCUGCAGGAGCUCCCGAAGCCCGACCUGCCGCCGUUGCCCAAGCCUGAGGUGCCACCGAGGCCGGACCUGCCGCCGCUCCCCAAACCUGAGGAGCAGCCGCCGUUGCCCAAGCCGGAGCUGCCGGUGCCACCGCAGCCCCUCCCCAAGCCCGAGCUGCCGGUGCCCCCGCAGCCACUCCCCGUACCGCCGCAGCCGUUGCCCAAGCCCGAGCUGCCAGUGCCACCGGAGCCCCUCCCCAAGCCCGAGCUCCCCGUCCCGCCGCAGCCCCUGCCCAAGCCCGAGCUCCCUGUCCCGCCGCAGCCCCUGCCCAAGCCCGAGCUGCCGGUGGCACCGGAGCCCCUCCCCAAGCCUGAGCUCCCCGUCCCACCAGAGCCGCUGGCCAAGCCUGAGCUCCCCGUGCCACCGCAGCCCCUUCCCAAGCCGGAGCUGCCAGCCCCGGUGCUGGCUGGCGAACUUCCACCGAAGCCUGAAAUUCCGCCGCUACUACCAAAGCCUGAGCCGCCCAAGCCCGAGAUUCCGGCCAUCCCUGAGGUGCACCUGCCGGAGCCUGCUGGGCCGAAGCCAUGA
Miscanthus lutarioriparius is the source of this 657-nucleotide messenger RNA. The record is from the annotation of a GenBank genome assembly. Lineage: Eukaryota; Viridiplantae; Streptophyta; Magnoliopsida; Poales; Poaceae.